Molecule: messenger RNA, 1299 nt
Organism: Aphanomyces invadans
Lineage: Eukaryota; Oomycota; Saprolegniomycetes; Saprolegniales; Verrucalvaceae
Exons: 3
Coding region: 725-1105 (126 amino acids)
Cellular component (GO): ciliary base; axoneme
Source: RefSeq, a predicted model, not a curated record
GUAGUUGGAAUGCAUUCCUUCCACGAGAUGCAUUUGUCCCAUGCCUGUCCACAAUGACCGCAACGACUGCCGAAGGAGUCACAUGGAUCGAUAUGCCACUGACGCCAGCCAUGAUAAAUCACUCCUAGUGCCGUUUUCAAGCGAGGUGCAUGCGACGAACGAGCGAGCGCUCCACACCAAACAACGAGACAUCUCGACAACCUCCCCGAAGCGCUAACGGCGCCACAAGUGUCAAGUCUUCAAAUGCGAAUCAAGACAUUACACAAAAGCAGGAAAAGCUGGCGCUGUAAUCCUUAAGACUCUCCAGGGAUCCUGUCGAUGUUGGUUCGUAACAUGGCACGCCGUUGUGGUUGGCCGCGAUCAAAGAGUCAAUCUGGGCUGCGUCUGGUCAUUAUUGCGUGCCGAAGUGGCCCCAGUGGACUCUUGUGGUUUUUCAAGUGGACGUGUGGCGCAAGCUGUGGGUCCCCAUGGCCAUCCAAGUCGACCAUUCUACUUGGCGCCAUCAAGUGCCGUCUAGGUUCGCUCGACGACGUGGACGUAGUGAAUUUGGAGGUUCCACCAUCAAGGUCGUCGAUCCAGAUUGCGAUGGCGCUUGGCUCGUCCUCGCCAGGAUGCGUGCUCCGCCAUUGGCGAGCGAAAUCCACCCAAACCAUUGGAAGCGAAUGAAACGGCUCAAUUGCUGCAACGGCCACCCGCCAGCCACCGACUCCUCGCAUCGUCGGCCAUGUCGAUUCUAGAGCGCGCGGCAGAGUAUUGCGCGACUCCAGCGUUUGAGCGAGUGUUUGACGAGUUUGCAGCCGAGCACGCGGCGUCGUUCGAGGAAGCGGCCGAGUCCAAAACGGACGAAGUCGAGCACAAGCACGAGUACAAGGACCUGCAUGCAGAGUACCUCGCGUUGUUUGAACGCCACAUCCAAGGGUUCCUCGACAGAGAAGACGUGACGCCGAAAGAUUUUUACGCGGCGUGCGAAGAGGCCAUGGACGGCAAGACUUCGUACGGCGACUACAAGUGGUUUGUCGAUCGGCUCCUGGCAUCGAUGGACUACAAGUUGUUUUACGGCCUCAUGGUGAACGAAGCGCGAACGCAGUUGCGUCGCCGAAAGUAGUGACCGUGGAUUCCACCGACCACGAAGUACCCCAUGAUUUCAACAUGGUGGUUUUCCCAUGCUAAAGCUGCGUGCGAGCCAACGACGUGUCGCCAAAUCCAUCGCGGCCAAGUGAUCGGACGCUCUGCUUUGGCGUGCUUGGACCCGGUCGAUGGCCAUGACGGCUCACUCAUCUAAUCUCGCUAUGUCCAUGC